AUGGCUUUCAUUAUAAAUUCCAAAGUUGUUACCCCUACGAAGAUCGUCAAACCACCACCAAAAGGAUUAGUCUAUGAAAUUCCAGAAAGGUACAAAAACUCCUUCUACUUAGCAAAUGCGUCUCUAUUCGACAGUACCAACUGGUUCCUUCACAGAACUUUCGAGAUAUUCUUCCCCACUUUGAAGAAGGAGAUCAAAAAGUAUGAAAGGUACAAAUCCUUGAAUAACGAAAACCUUCACGCUAAAACUGAGAACCUUGUGCAGGUAUUGGACCAAUGUAACUCCAUAAUUGACGUGAGGUACCCUAUUAAAAGAGACAAUGGUGAAUAUAGGAUCAUCAGGGGCUUUAGGGUCAACUAUGGCCAAGAAACUGGCUACAAAUCUUGCCUAGGAGGCAUAAGACUUGGUCCUGACAUAACUAGAGAUCAUAUGAAAGGCUUGUCGGUCCUAUCAGCAUAUAGAAAUGCAAGCUUAGGCAUUAAUAUGUCAGGAGCUCACGGUGGAAUCAAGGUAGACCCCAAAACCUACUCGGACAAUGAGCUGAAGUCAAUUCUGGAGGGCUACACUAUCCAACUCAUGAAUAAGGGCUACUGUUGUGAACGAGACAUCGUUUAUCCAGAUAUGAGUUGUUCUGUCAAGGAGAUGGAUUGGAUUGCAAGAACUAUCGCCAAAUGUCGUGGUGAUGCAUCAAUAGUAACAGCAACAGGCAAGUCGCAAGAGCUUGGUGGAUUUGAACACUACGUCAAGAUGCUUUCGCAAGCUUCUUUCGCUGCUCUGAACUUCGUUUUGAAUAAUCAACAGAUGAUGGAUAAAGUUGGGUUGAAAACGGGACUUAAGGAUAAGACUUUUAUCCUACAAGGACUGGGUAAGCUUGGAGCGCCUCUGGCAAAAAUGUUGUCAGAAAAUGGGGCCAUAUGUGUUGGAAUUAAAGAUACGGAUGCCUUCAUUUACGACGCUAAAGGAAUUGACUUCCAGAAACUCUACGAGCACAAAAUGAAAAUGGGUACAUUAAAAAACUUUGGAUGUGCUAAAGAAGACACCAAGAACGAUGUCUACACUGAACCUUGCGACAUUCUGAUCUUCGCAGCUAAACAGAGGAGUCUCAGUUGCUACAUUGCUGAAAAUGUCAAAGCAAAAGUGGUUUUAGAGGCUGCUGAGGCACCAAUGACACCAACUGCUCACCAGAUUUUAACAGGGAAGGGUAAAAUUGUGAUACCUGAUCUAUAUGCUUGCUCAGGAGGAACAGUGUGCUCAUAUUUGGAGUUCCUCAAGGGUCUGCAGCAAAGUGGGAGGCUUAGUGAAGAUGCUUUGAGAUAUUCAGGUGAUAUUUACCAAUCUAUCUUGAAGAACAUGAGCGGUAAAGAGAUUCUAGAAGCUGGUGGUGUCACUAGACAUCUUGAAACACAUGUGGACGAGAAGACACUUAUAGAUUCUCUAGAUUGUAUCUUGACGGAUGUUGGAAAUGACAUAGUAAAACUGAACGAGGUUAACAAAUUGGGGACAGACCUGAGGACUCCAGCCUAUAUGCUAGGAUACUGCAGUGAGAAUCCUAGCACAGUCGCACCUUUCACGAAUGUUGCAUUCAGGUUACAAUGCGAUCCCGGCUUCAGUACUGUGAUUUUGUGAAAAGAAUUUUGAACAGGAUCGCAUGUUUUCACAGACAAUGCUACGAUUGGUGCCACAUCACGGCAUCACGCAUUAGUUAAAGAUGUAUACUAAUAAAGGUUUUUCAUACCUUUUCAAGUUAUGAUACUUGGGGCGUAACUAGCUUAGUAGCUUGUAGGUACGUAUACAUUGUAAGAGACCUUGGGGAAUAAACUGGUG
Acanthoscelides obtectus is the source of this 1824-nucleotide messenger RNA. Lineage: Eukaryota; Metazoa; Arthropoda; Insecta; Coleoptera; Chrysomelidae. The record is from the annotation of a GenBank genome assembly.